UCAGUUGUUUGUCAAUCGACUUUCGUCUUUUCAGUGACAGUAAUUUUUUGUGUGCGAAUAAUUUCUUACAAUACUUUAACUUUAGCUCUGGUGUUAUAUAUUACAAAGCAAAUAUGCUGUCUUCAAAGGUAAUACGUGUAGUGAUGGCAAACGUCUUAUUCUGACUACCUGAUUCUAAUAUCUACUUGACGUAAAACAGCAUUGCAUUAAUUUGAACUCGAAACUGUCACAUCGCUAACAAGCUACAAUGUUUGCGAGUUUGAAAAGUAAGAUAAAGGAAGAAACUGGUAGUGACAUAAGUAAAAUAACUAGUAGUUGGCGAAGCGGCGCCUUCCUGGGCAGGAUAGCGCUCAGAGACGACUCUUCAACAGCAAGUCCUUCCAGUUCUGGUGGACAUGGAGAUUCUACUUCAGAUUCAAUAUCUCCACAAAUGGAGUCUUACCUAUCAGAGCGCACUGGAGGCAGGGUAGACCAGGCAGUAUUACAACAGCAGUACUCAGCACAGUUAGAAGCCAAGCUGCGGGACAGAGACGCUUACUGGGAACAAAAGAUUGAAGAAUUGAAACUUUCACUCGCCUCUGUGCAAGGCAAGGAGGCAGCAGCAGCACAAGCAGUAGCGAGGACAGCUCAGGCUGAGGCUGCAAAGGCCAUUACAGAGAGGGACACAGCUAAGAGACUUGUUACUGAACUGAAGACACAACUGGCUGCAGCUGAGCGAGCUCAGGACAGACUUGAUGCUUUAAAUGAGGAGUUAGAACAGUGCCGUCGUGAAUGGGCCCGCGAGCGAGCGGAGCUGACCGCGGCUCUGAGCGGCGAGCAGGCGCGGGCCGCCGACCUCGCCGACAGGCUCGCGCUAGUCUGCGCCGCCCUGCCGCCCGACAACCCGCAUCAUCAUAUGCAUGACGACGACAAACGCGACGUAACACCGACGGAUUGCGCGGAGUACGACCGCGUGUGUCGUGAGCGCGCAGUGUUAACCCGACAGCUGCAGGAGGCCAAGAUGGCGCUGGCUGACGUCAAGACGUCUUGGAGCGGACAGAUCGCUUCCUUGGAGACACAGGUGGCGCGACUGUCGCGGCAAGCGGGAGAGGAAGGCUCAGAAAGGAGACGAGUGGAGAUUGAGAAAAAAGAGAUGCAAGAGAAACUUCUUAACGCAGCCGCAGAACUCGAGAAAGCCAAACAAAACCUCGCCAACAGUGAAGCUAAGGAUAAAACGAUGGAUUACGAGAGCCGUAUAGAAAGUCUGACGCUAGAGAACAAGGAGCUGUCAGAAGCACUGGAGAAUGAACGGACCCUGGUCAAGAUCCUCAGAGAGAAGGUGGAUAAGUCCAACCUGAUGUGUGACGAGAGCAAGGCUGAGGUCAAUCACCUUAACUCUAUGGUUACGGAGAUGCAACACGACUUCUUGGAUAUACAGAGGAAGUUUGACAAAGAAAAGCGAGAAAAAGACGAAGCCUUACUGCGCAACGCUCACAUGUCGCAGACGAUAGAGAUGAGCCAAUGCAACGUGCGCUACCAGGAGACCGAGAUUGUCGACCUCAAGGCUAAGAUCACGGAGCUAGAAGGACUCAUCGCUCAGCAUAAGGAGAAUCAAGCUGCGUGCAUGUUAAUCAAAGAGAGCGAACAAGCCCGUAAAGUGGAAAUCGAACAAUUAAAGAAUAAAAUUGACGAAUUAAUAGAAAACGAGACUGCACUCAAAAAGACUAUACAAGACUUAGAAACUGAAAUCUGUGAUAAAAAUAAGAAAAUAAAGACGUUAGACAACAGAAUAUCGGACAUGAAGAAGACAUUACAACGUGAACUACAGAGCAGCAAGUCUGAUCUUACCUCUGCAGAAGAACAGGAUAUUAGUAGAAGGUACUUAAAACACGUGGUCCUCCGUUUCCUAACAGCCCGCGAGCUAGAAGCACGUCAGCUGACCCGCGCACUGGCCGCGCUACUGCGCCUCUCCGCGCACGAGGAGGCGCUGCUCCGCGCCGCCCUCCCCCCGCGCACCGGCCUCGCCGCCUGGUUCCCCUCCCUCAACACCUGAUCACUCUAAACUGACACUUAUGUGCAAGCUGUAAGGUUGAAGUAGCGUGGCAAGUAGACUUUUAUUUUGUUGACUCGGCUGCUAGUGUGUUGCGUUCAUUCAACACUAGGGUGGUCUGGGUUUCAUGUGCAAACGUGUUGGAUUAAGCUUGGCAAUGGGCAAGUUGAUUUUGGGAUUGCGUUUUGUUCGUUCAUUAGCAAUGCUAAAUACAUAUAUCUUAUGUACAAGCAGUUACGGUUCGACCGGAUAGACUUGAUAGACUAGCGUGGCGAUUAUCAAGUUCAUCAUUUGAAAAAUAUAUAUUACAUAACGUCAACGGCCAAUCUAAUACAUUGCAAAUAUUCAGAAUGUUCGAAUAUAAACAACACCGUCAUUGUUAAAAAACUUGAACUUAAAUUUUCUUAAGAAAUAUGUAUAAAAGUCCCAGCUUAAACCACGUUGCCAAGCCUAUUUAAGCAGCUAUUACCUAACUCAUAAGAAGAUAUUGACUUAGCAAGGGUAUACAUAGGUGAGUUGUAUUUUGUCUGUUAAUGAUAGUCCCAGAGCCAACGCUAGCAAACCUUUGUAAAUAAUUGAUACGUGUGCGCCAAGCUUUAAUAUAUUAGUAAUAACUUGUACGGGUGCGUAUCAUACUGUUGUAGCCCUGUGUUACCUGUGUUGUUUGAAAUGAAGUGAUGUGUAACUUCUAAGAAUCUCUCUGUCAAAGUUUUGUAGUAAAACAUUCCAUUGGAAAGUAUUAAUGAACUAAAUUCUAUAAGUAGUCCCAUUCUGUAGGAAAUAAACCUUAUUUUUUGUUAAAACUAUUUAAAUAACUGAAUUGCUCUUUAUUUUUAUGAUGUAAUUAAUUAUGAAUAAAUAUAUCAGUAUUUUUGUUCUGUUCGUUUCGAAUAUUUAUUUAUGUUAAAAAUUAUAGCAUUCUUCUAAGUAUUUUGUUUAAAUUAUGUAGUUGUCGAUCAACGAAGUUGCAGUACCUCUAUAUAUUACCUGUAUAAGUUACAAACUUACUAUCAAAUUCCUGUUUGAAUAAUCACGAAAUUAUGAUAAGAACGAAUGUUGUAUUGAAAUCACUAAAGUUAGGACUCGGUCUAGCUUCGGACUUCGUCGGGCAUAGAGAAUAGUGCUAUGUGCUUGGUGAUACAAUUAAAAGAUAAUGAUAGGCUAUGGUUCUACAUAACAUUGGUAGCGGAAUAAGCGAAUACCGUAUUACUUGUAAUCUAAGUAUUGUAACCUUAUUGUAUUUUUGAACAACAUUAUUGUAAUAUACAUUGUGGAAAUUUUAUUAAAGUUGCCUUAAUAGUUGCUAGUCAUUAUUUAAAUAUUGAAUUUAUUGUAUUGUGGUGAAUGUGAAUGUUUACUUAGUUACUGGAUUGCGUUGUGUUGUUAAUUAAUUUGCAAUAACGACAGGAGAAAUACAUAGUUUUGUUGUUGAUGCAUUCAUUUAACAUUGCCUCAUCAAGUUGUAUUAGAGUUAUUGUCUGAAUAUUGUAGAAAGGUAAAUAAAUAAAAGGCGAAAGAGAUACAUACUGCCCCUUUGUAUUAUAAAGAUUUAACUAAGCCUUCAGUGUCUAAAGGAGGAAACACUAAAGAUAUAAAAGUAGGAAGUAUUUUUAAGUCAUUAUUGUUCUUUUUCUCAUUUAUAUCAAAUUAAUAAAAACAGUAUUUCACGAAUUCUCAGUCAGCGUUGUAAGGUUUUUUGAUGUAUAUUGUCGUCUUUGUGUUUCCUCCUAAACUGUGCUUCAGGAUGAACGCUGCAUUUGCUCACACAUUUUGUAAAAAAAUAACUUUUCGUCAGCGUUGAUAACUUCAACUAAUAAUUAAAUUGUAAAGCACACAGCAGCACAUUACGCUAGGUAGAUUCAAAACAUCUACCAAUUUUUCACUUUUGUAAGGAUUUAUAAUAAAAAAUGACAAUCUGUGAGUGAAUGUGGGAAAGUUUGGAAAUCUGAGUAAAUACAAGUUUGGGAUUUUAGAUUGAAAACUCUCAUUGAGCUAUUAUAGUACCUAUUUUCACUGAAUAUUGUGGAUUAACUCGUUAACAUCACAAAAUUGUUCUAUAAGCGUUUUCUCUCUUUGAACCAAACAGACGUAAUAAGCAAACAAUGAGAUUUUUGUUGCGUUACAUGUAAGGUAUAUAGAAGUUUAUACGAAGAGUCAUAAAUGUUAGUAGUUAAAUAAAUUAAAAGGACAUGAUAGUUCACUGUUUGUAAAGUAUUCGUAAAGUUAGCUCGCGGCAGCACUGUCAAUUGAAGGCACUUGUAUUGUAUGGAGAUAUGUGGCGUGGCGGGCUGCCCCUAUACUGUACAUUGUCUAGACUUAGCUUGUUUAAAUAUUACUAUAGAGAGUUUAUUAUUUUUAACGUUGAAGAGAACUUUAUUUUUUGCUUAUUUUCACAGUAUUUAUUUUAUAAGAUGUCUAUCACGUAAUUUAUUUAGCUAACGUAAAAUAUUUGUAAUUAUGUCAGAAUGAUAAAGAUAUUUUUUAUUUGUUAUUUUAUUUUUAUCAUGUAUUUUGUUUUGUUAUUGUAAAUUCGAAUAAAAUUACAUUUUUAUAACA
This is a messenger RNA of Helicoverpa zea (corn earworm), 4585 nucleotides long. RefSeq names its product golgin subfamily A member 1 (gene Golgin97). Bases 248 to 2032 code for a protein of 594 amino acids. The transcript is spliced from 13 exons. The record is from RefSeq and is a predicted model, not a curated record. Lineage: Eukaryota; Metazoa; Arthropoda; Insecta; Lepidoptera; Noctuidae. Gene Ontology annotation, cellular component: Golgi apparatus.